AUGUUCCUGAGAAAUUUGAGUUUACCCAGGAUAAUUGUUAGGUUAUAUUCAGGUAGUAAAAAAAGUCCACCUAAAUUGAAACAUUCCAAAAAUUCUACUCUUCGAAAGAGUUCUAUACUACGAAAAGGUUCCACUUUGAAGAAAAAAAAGAGUAAUAAUAAUAAGAAGAAGAAGAAUGGUGAACUUGAAUCAAAUAAUCAUUUCCACACGUACGGUGUUUAUGGUGGUUUAAAAAAAUGGGAAAAUAUUAAAUCUCCACCAUCAAUUUUAAAUAAAAUUACUCAAUUUAAGGAAUUGAAAAUACUACCUACGGUUGCUGAAGUAAGUGAAGAAAUUAUAAGGCAAGAAUCGAUAGUAAAAGAUAUUGAUAAUCCCAAAGUGUUUGAAGUUAAACCUUCACCAAUUCAAAUCUUGGCAAUUAAAGAAUUGAGUUCAUCUUUAAUGGAUAAAAAACUCCAUACAUAUGCUUUAGCAGCAGAAACAGGUUCAGGUAAAACAUUGGCGUAUUUAAUGCCAUUAUUUGAUUUUUUGAAAAGAUGUGAAAUUGAAAUUGAAAAUGAAACUACCAUUAAGAACGUUCCUGGUAUCAAAUCCGUGAUAUUAGUUCCGACUCAUGAAUUAGCAUCUCAAGUUUAUGAUACUGUUAUUAAAGGUUCUGGACCCUUAGGAUUAAGUAUUUUCAAAUGGGAUGGUAAUCAAUUGAGUUAUGAUGAAUUAGCUGCAAAAUUCCAAGAAAGAAUAGAUAUAUUAAUAACCACACCAAGUAAAUUAGAUAGUCUCUCCAGGAUACGGAAAAUUCAUAGACCUGAUAAAUUAAUUAAUCAAAUUGAAUUUUUAAUUGUAGAUGAAGCAGAUACUUUAUUUGAUAAAUCUUGGAUUGAUAUUACUUAUAAAUGUCUUAUUAGUAUGAAAAAUUUAAGACAAUUAGUUUUCACAUCAGCAACAAUUCCAUUUGAAUUUAACAAGACUCUAACAAAAAUUUUCCCCGAUUUAAACAUCAUUACUACCCCUAGAUUACAUAAAUUACCAAGCUCUAUUAUCAUUAAAUUAAUUGAUUCCUCAUUAAAGCCAUUUAGUGGUUCCAAGAUUAAAACUAUAGCUCAAAUUUUAUUUGCUAUUAGUAGUGAUAAUACAGAACCAGGUUAUGAAAAAAGAUGUAUUGUAUUUGUAAAUGAAAAUAGAGAUAUACCUAAACUUGUAGAUGAACUUAAGGAAAGAUUUAAAUAUAAUAUUAUUGGGUUGACAGGUAAUGAUUCUAUUGAAGAGAGAUUAAUUAAGAUUAAAGAUUUUAUAGAGCCACCUAAACGGAUUACAGAAGAAGCUAUCGCAAACACUGAUACUUAUGAUGGAAUUAAUAGUUUAAGAAGUGUUAAACCUUUAAAAGUUUUAGUCACAUCUGAUUUGCUAGCUAGGGGGAUCAACUUCAAAGGUGUUAAAAAUGUUAUAUUAUAUGAUAUACCUAAAACCAGUGUUGAUGUGAUUCAUCGUAUUGGGAGAACCGGUAGAAUGAAACAACGUGGACGUGUGUUUAUGAUAAUUGAUAAUAAGACUAAAUCUUGGGCUAAAGCUCUACCGAAAGUAAUUCGUAAAAAUAUCACUUUGGGAUAA
Molecule: messenger RNA, 1608 nt
Organism: Henningerozyma blattae CBS 6284
Lineage: Eukaryota; Fungi; Ascomycota; Saccharomycetes; Saccharomycetales; Saccharomycetaceae
Gene: MRH4
Product: ATP-dependent RNA helicase
Exons: 1
Coding region: 1-1608 (535 amino acids)
Biological process (GO): maturation of LSU-rRNA from tricistronic rRNA transcript (SSU-rRNA, 5.8S rRNA, LSU-rRNA)
Cellular component (GO): nucleolus
Molecular function (GO): ATP binding; nucleic acid binding
Source: RefSeq, a predicted model, not a curated record